Lacerta agilis (Sand lizard) is the source of this 2755-nucleotide messenger RNA. It is a transcript of the gene TFE3, whose product is annotated as transcription factor binding to IGHM enhancer 3. Gene Ontology annotation, biological process: humoral immune response; regulation of transcription by RNA polymerase II; positive regulation of DNA-templated transcription. Gene Ontology annotation, molecular function: RNA polymerase II cis-regulatory region sequence-specific DNA binding; DNA-binding transcription factor activity, RNA polymerase II-specific; protein dimerization activity. Gene Ontology annotation, cellular component: nucleus. Lineage: Eukaryota; Metazoa; Chordata; Lepidosauria; Squamata; Lacertidae. The record is from RefSeq and is a predicted model, not a curated record.
CCCCCCUCUUGCUCCCUCUCCAGCCGGAAAAUGAAGCAACACUCCGGCUGGAUGUUUUUCUCCAGCUUUGGGAGGAGACGGGUCUCUUGAACCCGCCACCCACCCGCAGCUCUUUGGCCUAAAUCGCUUCUGCGCCAUUCUCCCCAACUUGGAUCCGGAGCGCCUCUCCCCGCACUAACCGCCGGGAGCCCCAGAUUAUCUACUGGGGGGGGGGGGGCUCCAGCCGGGGGGGGGCGGGGGAAUGAUGUCCCAUGACACGAGCGAGAGGCCCCCCAACCCGGAGCCGCCCCCCGCCACGGUCUACGUCCUCGUGGAAGACCCGCGAUCCACGGACGGGGUCCAGCUGCUCAGCUUCAACUCCCUCCUUCCUGAGUCUGGGAUCGUAGCUGACAUUGACCUGGAGAAUAUCCUCUCGCUGAGCAGUGACAGCUUCUACGAACUGAAGAGCCAGCCCAUUGGAGUCAGCCCUCCGAGUGCCCCAGCUCAGGGUCCCGCCAUGUCGUCCCGCGUGCUUCUCCGGCAGCAGCUGAUGCGGGCGCAGACGCAAGAACAAGAGCGCCGGGAGCAGCAGCAGGCGGCGCAGUUCACUCCGGCGCCCCCUGCGCCUUCCACGCCUGCCAUUUCCAUGAGCCCCCUCGCUCGCCCUGCCCCUGCCCAGGUUCCUGUGGAGGUACUGAAGGUCCAGACCCACCUGGAGAACCCCACCAAGUAUCACAUCCAACAGGCGCAGAGGCAGCAGGUGAAGCAGUACCUCUCCACUGCCAUGGGCAGCAAGAUGGCAACGCAGACUGUAGCUGGGACAAGCCCGGGGGCCCCCACCUGCUCCCCACAGGCUGCCUCUGCUCCUGAGCCCCAACAUGGUUUGGCUAAGCAGCCGGGAGUGGCGGGGGGCCCUGGCAGUGCCCCCAACAGCCCCAUGGCUAUGCUGAACAUUGGCUCCAGUUCUGAGAAAGAGAUUGACGAUGUCAUUGAUGAAAUCAUCAGCCUGGAAUCCAGCUACAAUGAUGAAAUCCUUAACUACGGAGGCCUACAGAUGCCCAGCACUCUGCCAGUCUCUGGAAACCUCCUGGAUGUGUACAACAACCCAGGAAUGAUGGAGCCAGCUGUGACAGUGAGCAACUCCUGCCCAGCUGACCUGCCCAAUAUCAAGAGAGAGAUGUCAGAAAAUGAAGCUAAAGCAUUCCUGAAGGAAAGGCAGAAGAAAGACAACCAUAAUCUGAUUGAGCGGCGGCGGCGGUUCAAUAUCAACGACCGUAUCAAAGAGCUGGGGACUCUCAUCCCCAAAUCGAAUGAUCCGGAGAUGCGCUGGAACAAAGGAACCAUCCUCAAAGCCUCGGUGGAUUACAUCCGGAAGCUGCAGAAAGAGCAGCAGCACUCGAAAGAGAUGGAACUCAGGCAGCGCAAGUUGGAACAGGCCAAUCGCAGCCUGCAGCUGCGAGUUCAGGAGCUGGAACUCCAGGUGCAGAUGCAUGGGCUGCCCUUGACUUCCACACAGGGGCUUCUGACUCAGCCCUUGGGAGGAGACCCAAUUCCUUCCUUUGCAGAGUCCCUGGAUCUGCCCUUCACAGCAGAGGAACUGGGGCUGGGCCUUGCUCUGGGAUCCGACGGGGGAGCCCUGCAGGAUGUUCUCAUGGACGAUGGGACCGCUCUGUCCCCACUGGGUGCCUCUGAUCCGCUCCUCUCCUCCGUCUCCCUGGCGCCUCUAAGGGCAGCAGCCGCCGUUCCAGUUUCAGCAUGGAAGAUGAUUCGUGAUGGCAGCGCUUGGGACUUUUUGGCAAUGGAAGAGGAGCUGGAGAAGGCUCCCACCCUUAAUCAUCGUGCCCUGCUCCUGCUCUUGACUAUUCCUCUCCCUCAAAUCUCGGAGGCUUCUUCCCUCUGCUGCUAUAGGCUGUGCCCCUUCCUUUCCCCGACAUUGCAUAUUUUGGAGAGCUUGACCUGCUGCCUCUUUAGCAAGAGGGUCAUGGAAAAGAGGGCUUGCAGAGCCAUAUACCGUAGUACCAAGCCUCCCCUGGAGCAGGAGAAAUAGGGUAUCCCAUCACAAAGUGAGGGGCCCUAAGCCUUCUAGACCCAAGCUUCAGAAACUCUGGGAAUAGUGGAUUUUUGCGUUUCCCUAAACCUGCCAUUUUAAACGUUAGUAGAGCGUUUCUUUAACACUGUGUGAGGAGUGUAUAGCCACAAACCUCAGUUCAUCCACUCCAACCCCCAGUUUGCAUUCUUGCGCCUUUGCUGUACUGUAUAUAAUUUGGGGAAAUUAAGGUGGGAGAGGAGGAGAAAGUGGCCUCCUUGCUUUUGCGUAAUUUAGAGGCACUCUCCCCUUUAAAAAAAAAGUUAGGCUUAUUUUAUAUAGUUAUCAGACAUUUUUUAUUUGUAACUCUCAUCCUUACUUGUUUAAGUCGGCAGAUUCAAUGUUUUAUCAAAACUACCGCUUUUAAUUUUUUUUAAAAAAAUUCCGUCGUCUCUUUCCUUCAGUUCUGACCUGGCCACAGAAAAACUUGAUUUUUGUCCCUUGUGACUUCUUUGUGGGCAAAGAAAGGGAGUGGGGUGCAGAGGCAGAAAAAAUCGUGAAAUAAUGUUCUUGCUCAUGUGGUUGCAUUUAAUUGUCACCCCUGUUUGUUUGGGUUUUUUUUAAUAUAAAUGGAGCUAUAAUCAAGUUUUUUUAUAUACUCAAAAACUUUUUGCAUACCAAAUGGACAUUAGGAGAAACAGAGAGCAAAUGAGACUGUACUGUUUAUUGAAUCCACUAGUUGUUGUUUUU